Molecule: messenger RNA, 1268 nt
Organism: Diprion similis
Lineage: Eukaryota; Metazoa; Arthropoda; Insecta; Hymenoptera; Diprionidae
Product: RWD domain-containing protein 1
Exons: 4
Coding region: 121-843 (240 amino acids)
Biological process (GO): cytoplasmic translation
Molecular function (GO): protein binding
Source: RefSeq, a predicted model, not a curated record
GUCCGUGCUGUUCUGUAUCAUCCGGUAAUUGUCACUAUGGACUUAGGUUAAAAUCUGGAUUUCAUAAGAAAGUAUUAACGCUCUGGUUGAUUUAUAAGAGGAAGACGACGGAAUUAAAAAAUGGAUUAUAGAGACGAGCAGGUCAAUGAAAUCGAGGCACUCGAUUCCAUAUACUGUGGCGAUAUGGAAAUAAUAGCAAAACAGCCCUUCUACAAAUUUUCAAUCCCAAUUAAAUCUGAAGAAUACGAACUAGACACGAGCAAUGGAUUAGCUUGUCGGCUAGAAUUUACUUACACAGCCAAAUAUCCUGAUGAGCCACUAGUUAUAGACAUUGAGGAUCAAGAAAACUUUGAGGAUGGUGACGAACAGAUACUCAAAGAACACUUAGCCGAGGAAAUGAAUGAAAAUUUAGGCAUGGUUAUGGUUUUCACUCUCGUUAGUGCUGCGCAAGAGUGGCUCAACGUUCAGUGGGACAAAAUAAAAAUGCAUAGGGAAGAAAGUGCUGCCUUGAAAUUAAUAGAGGAAGAAGAAGCUGAAAGAAAAAGAUUUGAGGGAACAAGAGUUACUGUCGAGACGUUUCUAACCUGGAAAGAGAAGUUCGAUGACGAAAUGGGAAUUACAAAACGACGUGAAAUUGCGGAACGAGAAGGAAAAAAGUUGACUGGAAGAGAGCUCUUUAUGACAGAUAAAACAUUAGACCAAUCCGAUUUGAAGUUCUUGGAAGACGGAGACGCAGUCAAGGUGGAUGAAAGCCUGUUUCAAAACUUGGAAGAUCUUGAUUUGGAUGAUGAUCCGGAUGAUCUGGAUUUUGACCCAAACAGUUUGUCUGAUGACAGUGCCUAAUAAUGUCAAUGGUAGCAAAUGAGCUAUUUUCACUAACUGACAGAGGCUCCUAGACUUGUCAGCGACGAGGAAUUUAAACUCGUGAUCAACGCAUGCUAGAAGGGUGGAGCACAAAUGCAUUUACAUGCCUAAUACCGUUAAAGUGUUUUGUAACAAUUGUAAAUAGUUGGAUAUUUUACGUUAACAAAGCUUAGUUUACCGGUAUUUGAGAUACUUUGUAUUGUACUCUUAUUUCACCUUUUUGUCAUAAUAGUAUGAAGUAAGAACGUAACAGCAAUCGCGUAGAUUCCAUUUUCAACUAUCUUCUGCUUUGUUACAGAAAAGAAAACCGUCCUAGCGUUCAGAUCUGUUUUUAAAUAAGUGCUUCAUCGACAGAUCGUGUUAGACUGCUCAAAUUAAAGUUUUCAGAAUUUUUUUCAAUAUCA